This is a messenger RNA of Prunus armeniaca (apricot), 195 nucleotides long. Lineage: Eukaryota; Viridiplantae; Streptophyta; Magnoliopsida; Rosales; Rosaceae. The record is from the annotation of a GenBank genome assembly.
AUGUGGAAUGUUACAAUUCCUGCACCUGCAACUCCUGCUCCGACAAGGAAAGGUGCAGUUGCACCUCCUUGCGCCUAUGUAGGUCCGCCUUUGCUAGGGACGGAUCUAGGAUUCCAAAAUGGGGUUGGCUUUAUUUACCUGACGUACAAACCUACUAAGAAGAUAGAAAACGAUGAUACGAGUGAAUUUCGUUGA